GGAGGGAAUAUCAAUUACAAAAUGAAUCACCUUUGGACGGUCACCUCUUAUGGGUAUCCCUAGUGGCAGGAGGGGGCCUGUGGAGAGGGGGCACGAAGAAGGUGGAAAUUGUUGGAUAGUUUAUCUAAAGAAUAAGAAUUGAAUUUAAGAGUAAGAAACCCGCUAUGAUUAAGAUUAGGAAAUUACGAAAACCAGGAAGAAGGGAUCUGAGGAAGUCAAUAAAAUAAUGUUUAACAUUCAACAACCAAGAUUCCACUGGGUACCAGCAAUAGUGUGUUGUCAAAUGAUAUCCAUUCUUUUUUUCUUUUCUUUUCUUAACUUUAUUGAAACUAUCAAGACAAUUUGUCAAUCAAUGUACCCAAUUACAUUUCCCCCCUUUCCCCCCUCCCAUCCCUCCCUCUCCCACCCUCCAAGGACUUCCCUCAGCUCCCCUCUCUGGUUUGUUUAUACAUUUUGUUCUCUGCAUGUUAUAAAAUUGUACGUAUCAUUACCUUAUCUAUCAUCUCUUCUACUAAUAAAUUUGUGAAUGUUUAUUCAAAACCAGCCAAGGAGUCCAAAUCCUUAUGUUGUCUGGUAUUCGUAUAUAAAGUUGUAUGUGAAGGUAAUGUCUCACAAGUAUAAUAGAAUAUAUAAUAUAAUGUUGGAUAGGGAGGAGGAGAAUCUGGAGUGCUGGGGUGAGUGAUGGCGGACUGAGAGUCAGCUGAUUUUUGGUCCUUGGUAGAGAGAGUUGGAAAUGUUGGUGUUAGGAGUUGGGGUGGUAGUUUGGGAGCAGGAAUGGUGGGAUUAGUAUUCUAGGAACAGCAUCAUAACUCCCAUUGAUGUAAUUGCAAUAAAGGAAUAAUUAAAGCACAAAAAGACUAAAAGCAUCUUAUAUGUUCUGCUAAUAUCCAAACCCUCAUAUAUUGUUUAUAUUUUAUAAAUUAAUUGUGUUGCAACACCUCCUCAUUCUUGGCUAUGUGAAGGGGGAAGUGUUCAGAUAAAAUAUUAUCUCUGGGGGCAUCAGGAAUAAAAGGGCUGUUUAGUGGCAUAACCAGGAAGGACUCUCCUCCUAGUUGCACAUCUUGCAUGAGGAGGGAAGGUGGUAGAGCAGAGAGUGGGCAGUGCCAGAGAGACCUCAAUGCAAUGGGGAGUGGACCUAAGUGUGUUCACUGCUUCACUGUAAGGUCAUAUCAAAUUAUCCCCAAGAUAACACACAUAGGGAAGAAACCCUACAGGUGUCUAUAGUGUGCGUUUGACAGGUCCCAAACUUAAGGGUCAACUUUCUACAAAUUCACAAGCUGCCUGGAGGCAGGAGCCACUUCUGAGCAUUGAGGCAGCCAACAGGAUGCUUCCUUUGAAUGUCAUAGGGGCACAUGGACCUGAUGUGGCCAGUUUUCAGGGACAGAUCCUGCCCAGCCAUAGAUCCACCACUCAGGAGGAUGAGGACUGAGAAUUUGGGUGCAACUUGCGCUAUUAGUGUUCCCCUGAGAUUUCCUGUAACAGGAAUAGCAGCUCUGCUGGGGCACGUCCUUGCAUACCAAAAUGACUAACAAAAUGAAUUUCAACAGUGACAAAUGUCAGGCCCUGCACUUAGGAAGGACGAACCACCUGCACAAAUAGAGGAUGGGGGUCACCUGGCUUCCUAGCACUACAUGUGAAAAGGAUCUAGGGGUCUUGGUGGACCACUAGCUUAACAUGAGUCCACAGAGUGAAGCAGCAACAAAAAAAGAUCUAUUCUAGGCUGUGGGUUUGACUCCAACCAAUGGCUUCAAGUUGCAAGAAAGGAGAUUCUGACUAAACAUUUGGAAACCCUCUCUGACAGCAAGAGCUGUUUGGCAGGGGAACAGACUCCCAUGAGAGGUGGUGGGCUCUCCUUCCUUGGAGGUUUUUCAGCAGAGGUUGGGUGGCCACCUGUCCUGGAUGCUCGAGCUGAUAUUCCUGCAUGGCAGGGGGUUGGUCUAGAUCAGGGGUCAGCACUUUUCUCAGCUGUGGGCCAGUCCACUGUCCCUCAGACCAUGUGAUGGGCCGGACUAUAUUUUUUUGGGGAAAUGAACGAAUUCCUAUGCCCCACAAAUAACCCAGAGAUGCAUUUUAAAUAAAAGGACACAUUCUACUCAUGUAAAAACACGCUGAUUCCCGGACCAUCUGUGGGCCGGAUUGAGAAGGCGAUUGGGCCGCAUCCGGCCCACGGGCCUGAGGUUGCCUACCCCUGGUCUAGAUGACUCUUCAGGCCCCUUCCAAUUCUCAUAUUAUGUGAUGCUAAGGUUCUUUAAAGGGGCAGUGGGGAGAAGGGGGACAGCCCUGGAUCUGGAGAUCGCCAGCCCAUGGAGAGGAGGGGUGGUGGAAUAUCUCUUCGUUACGAAUGAGGAAAAAUCAUCGUAUUUCAAUCCUGCCUUUGAACCAAAGCUGUCUUCCAAGCAGCUCACAUAAAAUAAGCGGAUGGGUGAUAGAUAGAUAGAUAUAGAUAGAUAGAUAUAAUGGCAAGGGAUAACACCAUUUAGGGUUGUUGUAAGUUACCGUUCCAAGCCUCAAACGCGCAUAACAACUCCGGUCUACUCUGCAGGGCUGUUGUAACCGGGACACCCUACGCCAUGGCCCUGCCUCCCCCCACGUUGGGAAAUGGGUGUAAAACUGACCAGACCCCCCCCUCUCCCGGAAAUGGAUUAAAAGAGAUGAAGGGGGAAUGUAACCUUCCUGCCGCGGAGGACUUUUUCGGAGGUGGGGAGGGGGUCUUUUUCCCUGCCUUUUCUGGGGAUUGAACCUGAGAUCUUCUCUGGAAAGAAACAGGAUAACAGAGCUUGUUUGGAAAGAGAAUUUGUGGAAGCUCUGCUUCCUAGAGAGGCAGGAAGGUUUGGAGGGGGGAGCCAAGGUUGGAGGGGGAGGGGCCGCCAUUCACAUUCCCAAAAGAGGAGCAGAUCUGCAGAUGAGGAGGAAAAAGAGGUUUAUACAUAACUGACUGGACUGUCCCUUUGACAGAUUUCCUCCCCCCCCCCUGUCGAAAGAAGACAAUGGAGAAGGCAGUCAAAAUUCUGGUGGACCAUGUCCAAUGGGGAUAACGAAGAAACCAUUUAAAUAUAUGGAGCGUGGAGAGAGAGAGGAGAAGCAAUCUGAAAGUAUGGAGUAUGGGAAGAGCUUUACUGAAAGUGGAACACUUAGAAAACAUCAACGGACUCACACAGGAGAGAAACCAUUUAAAUGCAUGGAGUGUGGAAAAAGCUUUGGUUGGCGUUCAAACCUUCGUAUACAUAAACACACUCACACAGGGGAGAAACCAUAUAAAUGUAUUGAGUGUGGAAAGAGCUUCAGUCAGAUUGGACACCUUAAAAACCAUCAACGGACCCACACAGGGGAAAAACCAUAUAAAUGUAUGGAGUGUGGAAAGAGCUUCACUGAUAGUGGAACAUUUAGAAAACAUCAACGGACCCACACAGGCGAUAAACCUUUUAAAUGCAUGGAGUGUGGAAAGAGCUUCAGUCAGAGUGGGCACCUUAGAUCCAAUCAAUGGGUUCACACAGGGGAGGAACCAUUUAAAUGUAUUGAGUGUGGAAAGAGCUUCUCUGAGUUUCGAAGAGUUCACAGACAUCAACGGACUCACACAGGAGAGAAACCAUUUAAAUGUAUGGAGUGUGGAAAGAGCUUCUCUGAGUUUGGAAAAGUUAAAAGACAUGAACGGACUCACACAGGAGAGAAACCAUUUAAAUGCAUGGAAUGUGGAGCGAGCUUUAUUAAUGGUACAGCACUGACUAUCCAUCAUCAAACUCACACAGGGGAAAAACCAUUUGAAUGUAUGGAUUGUGGAAAGAGCUUCACUUAUAGUGGAGCACUAAGAAAACAUCAAUGGACUCACACAGGAGAGAAACCAUUUAAAUGCAUGGAAUGUGGAGCGAGCUUUAUUGAUGGUACAGCACUGACUAUCCAUCAUCAAACUCACACAGGGGAAAAACCAUUUGAAUGUAUGGAUUGUGGAAAGAGCUUCACUUAUAGUGGAGCACUAAGAAAACAUCAACGGACUCACACAGGGGAGAAACCAUUUCAUUGCAUGGAGUGCGGUAAGAGCUCCACUGAUCAUGGAACACUUAGAAUCCACCAUCGAAUUCACACAGGGGAAAAACCAUAUAAAUGUGUGGAGUGUGGAAAGAGCUUCACUGAUAGUGGAACAUUUGGAAAACAUCAACAGAUCCACACAGGCGAUAAACUAUUUAAAUGCAUGGAGUGUGGAAAGAGCUUUAUUGAUAGUAAAGCACUGAGAAUCCAUUAUCGAACUCACACAGGGGAAAAACCAUUUGAAUGCAUGGAGUGCGGAAAGAGCUUCAGAGACAGUGGAAAGCUUAGAAAUCAUCAACGGACUCACACUGGGGAGAAACCAUUUAAAUGCAUGGAGUGUGGAAAGUGCUUCAGUCAGAGUGAACAUCUGAAUUCACAUAAUCAAACUCACACUGGGGAGAAACCAUUCAAAUGCACAGAGUGCGGAAAGAGCUUUAGUCACAGUGGAACACUUAGAAAACAUCAACGGACUCACACAGGGGAGAAACCAUUUCAAUGCAUGGAGUGUGGAAAGAGCUUCAGUCAGAAUGGACACCUUAGAAUUCAUCAACGGAGUCACACAGGGGAGAAACCAUUCAAAUGCACGGAGUGCGGAAAGAGCUUCAGUCACAGUGGAACACUUAGAAAACAUCAAUGGGCUCACACUGGGCAGAAACCAUUUAAAUGCAUGGAGUGUGGAAAGGGCUUCUCUGAUGUUGGAAAAGUUAGAAGACAUCAACGAACUCACACGGGAGAAACCAUUUAAAUGUAUGGAGUCUUGAAAGAGUUUAUUUCAGAGUGGAACCCUAAAUUCACACACAGGAAACUUAGAAGACAUCAACAGACAAGCAAAUAAAUGUAUGGAGUGUAGAAAGAGCUUCAAUAGAAGUGGAAACCUUAGCAAACACCAGCAAACUCCAAAAGGGCAACCACUUACUUAUAUGGAGUUCCGUAGAGCUUCAGUCCUGAUGUUCUUACAAAACAUCAAUUGACUCACAAGGAGGAAAAGCUUUAACAGUUGAAACCCUACAAUCCACAAACUGAAAAAUCAUAAAUGGUUUGAAUGGAAGGAGUGUGGGGAGUACUUCAAUUGCUUUAUAUAUACAGUGUAUAUCAUAUUAGUUAUAUAUAAUUCUAUUUACAAAUUUCAUUUGAAAAAGGAAGCAUUCACUUCCAGGUUGUUGGUGUUUGAAAGCUCCAAAUAUUCAAAACGUUCGACAACCGAGAUUCCACUGGGUAUCCAGCAAUAGUGUGUUGUCCAUUGAUAUCCAUUCUUUUUUUUCUUUUCUUAAAUUUAUUGAAACUAUCAAGACAAUUUGUUAAUCAAUGUACCCAAUUACAUUUUUUCCCUUUCCCCCCUCCCAUCCCUCCCUCUCCCACCCUCCAAAGACUUCCCUCAGCUCCCCUCUCUGGUUUGUUUAUACAUAUUGUUCUCUGCAUGUUUUAAAAUUGUACAUAUCAUUACCUUAUCUAUCAUCUCUUUUACUAAUAAAUUUGUGAAUGCUUAUUCAAAACCUGCCAAGAAGUCCAAAUCCUUAUGUUGUCUGGUAUUCGUAUAUAAAGUUGUAAAAGGUAAA
This is a messenger RNA of Zootoca vivipara (common lizard), 5579 nucleotides long. RefSeq lists its product as uncharacterized. Gene Ontology annotation, biological process: regulation of transcription by RNA polymerase II. Gene Ontology annotation, molecular function: DNA-binding transcription factor activity, RNA polymerase II-specific; RNA polymerase II cis-regulatory region sequence-specific DNA binding. NCBI's taxonomy places the organism in Eukaryota, Metazoa, Chordata, Lepidosauria, Squamata, Lacertidae. Gene Ontology annotation, cellular component: chromatin; transcription regulator complex; PcG protein complex. The record is from RefSeq and is a predicted model, not a curated record.